Molecule: messenger RNA, 873 nt
Organism: Cydia amplana
Lineage: Eukaryota; Metazoa; Arthropoda; Insecta; Lepidoptera; Tortricidae
Product: calcyphosin-like protein
Exons: 8
Coding region: 60-851 (263 amino acids)
Molecular function (GO): calcium ion binding
Source: RefSeq, a predicted model, not a curated record
GGCCAUGUCGACCACUAUAUAAAGUUGACAGAGGUAAACAGAGUUGCAGUGUUAGCAACAUGGCGGUUCUGAAACAAGUGUUAUUGGUGGUGGUAGUGGCGGCGUGGUGUGAGGCAGCUUCGAUGGCGCCGAGCGAUCCCUGCUUCAACUACGACAACAAGGCCCAGGCCGAGAAGAAGCUGAAAGACAGCAGCAUGGAGAGUGGAGUAGCAUGGCAUCGUCCGCAAUCUGCGACUUCCCGCGUCGAGGAGGAGUUGAUGCAGAAGAGCGCACGAGCGCUCAACUCGACCACCGACCCUCUGGAGCGACUGCGUCUGCUGUGCCUCUCACGCGGCGCCUCGGGAAUUAUGGGUCUGGGCAGGAUUUUCCGAAGAAUGGACGAUGACGGAAGCAAACAACUUAACAAGGAAGAGUUUUUCACGGGCAUUAAAGACACUGGACUGGACAUUAGCGAUGAGGAUGCAGAGAAACUGUUCGCUCAGUUCGACAUAGACAAUAGCGGUUCCAUUAGCGUCGAUGAAUUCAUCAGACAGAUUCGUCCUCCGAUGAAUGAGGGCCGCCGUGCUAUAGUCGAGCGGGCGUUCAAGAAACUGGAUAAAACUGGAGAUGGGAUCAUUGCCAUAGACGAUCUCCGUGGCGUGUACGCGGUCUCUGCAAACCCGAGGUACAAGAGUGGUGAAGAGACCGAAGAACUGAUCAUGAACAAAUUCCUAGCUAACUUUGAGAGCGAGGGGACCGUUGAUGGCAAGGUAACGCUUGAGGAGUUCAUGAACUACUACAGCGGCAUCAGCGUGUCCAUCGACAACGAUUGCUUCUUCGAUCUCAUGAUGCGGCAGGCCUACAAGCUCUAAAGAUCGAACCAGAAGCAUGGAC